Messenger RNA from Macroventuria anomochaeta, 372 nucleotides. RefSeq lists its product as uncharacterized. Bases 1 to 372 code for a protein of 123 amino acids. NCBI's taxonomy places the organism in Eukaryota, Fungi, Ascomycota, Dothideomycetes, Pleosporales, Didymellaceae. The record is from RefSeq and is a predicted model, not a curated record. The transcript has 2 exons.
AUGGAGCUAUUCAUAUUUGGUGACAGGAAAGCCUUUGAUGGCUCCUUCAAAGAGGCUGAUGAGCGCUCCAUCACCCUAGUUGACGUGACCGAACAAACAUUCCGAAUCUUCCUCCAGUGGGCGUACGCACAAAUGUCUCAAGCUCAGCUCACCACGAUACCGCUGUGCAAAGACCUGCAGCUUAUACAAGACUCAGCAAAAUCUGGCGCAGCUGUACCACCCACUACUGGAACAACCGGGAGAGAUGACGAGAGCGACUCGAGCAUGGCUUCAGAUCGUAAUGCUGCGCCUGUUGCGGCCUUCGACGAAGGUGCUUUUCACUACGACCCAGAGGGACUCGGCAGGACACGGUACUGGAAGAACAACGAGUAG